AUGGCUCUACGAACCGUUCUCAUAACUGGCGCCAAUUCUGGAGUAGGCUACGCAACAGCCACACUCCUCUCCUCCUUCCCAACCUACCACGUUAUCAUGACCGGACGCUCCCUUCCCAAAUUGCAAGCAGCCAAACAAGUAAUCGAAGCAACCGGAACCGUACAAAGCCAACUCUCCAUCCUCCAUCUCGACGUCACAGACCUUUCAACGAUCACCGCCGCCGCAAAACAAGUCGAAGAACAGCAUGGCCACCUCGAUGUCCUGAUUAAUAACGCGGCCACAGGCAUUCGAAUCCCGGAUAUGCAGACACGUCUUACGGAAGCGUACAAGACAAACGUAAUUGGUCCCGCACUGGUAAGCGAGGCGUUUCGUCCGUUGCUGCUGAAGAGUGCAAAUCCGUACUCGCUUUACAUAUCUAGUGGCGUCGGAUCGAUUAAUCUGGCGAUGAAGAAGAGUGCGUAUAAGAUGCAGUAUGAGGAUGCGUAUCGGAGUAGCAAGGCGGCGUUGAACAUGCUUGCCACGCUCGAGUAUACGGAUUUCAAGGAGCAGGGACUGAAGGUUUUUGUGGUUUCUCCUGGGUUUGUGGUUAGUAAUCUUAGGGGGACGAGCGAGGAGGAGAGGAGUGGAUGGGGGCAGGCGGGGGAUCCGAUGGGGAGUGCGGAGUUGAUUAGGGGGGUUGUUGAGGGGGAGAGGGAGGAGGAUGUUGGGAGAUUUGUGUGGAAGGAGGGGGUUUAUGAGUGGUGA
Messenger RNA from Glarea lozoyensis ATCC 20868, 744 nucleotides. RefSeq names its product NAD(P)-binding Rossmann-fold containing protein. The record is from RefSeq and is a predicted model, not a curated record. The transcript is spliced from 2 exons. The coding region runs from base 1 to 744 and encodes 247 amino acids. NCBI's taxonomy places the organism in Eukaryota, Fungi, Ascomycota, Leotiomycetes, Helotiales, Helotiaceae.